Messenger RNA from Cordyceps fumosorosea ARSEF 2679, 1884 nucleotides. Its product is annotated as WSC domain protein. The transcript has a single exon. Bases 1 to 1884 code for a protein of 627 amino acids. Lineage: Eukaryota; Fungi; Ascomycota; Sordariomycetes; Hypocreales; Cordycipitaceae. The record is from RefSeq and is a predicted model, not a curated record.
AUGAAGUUUAACACUGCUGCCGCCUUGGCGUCCCUCCUUGGUGUCGCCGCUGCAGCCAAGGACAAGCGUACCUUUGCCGUCCUGCACUUCACCAACAAGCAGCUCACCGUCGCUCGCGCCGAUCCCAUCGUCACCCCUGGCAAACCCUCAACUCAUGUUCACCAUAUUCUGGGCGGAAGCGGCUUCAGUCUCAGCUCGACCGGCGCCGAUCUCCCAAAGUCCAACUGCAGCACCGCCAAGGUAAAGGGCGACAACUCCAACUACUGGUUCCCCUCGCUCUACUUCAAGGACCCCAAGUCCAGCAACCUCGAGUCCGUCGAGCUCUUCUACGCCAACGUCUACUACUUCUUCGAGCCCACCAACGACGACAUCAAGGCCUUCCCCAUGGGCCUGCAGAUGCUCAUCGGCGAUCCCAGCCUCCGCACCCCUCCCGCCGCCGGCGCCACCUCCAACCUCGACCCUUCCAAGGGUCCCGUCCAGCCCAUCAAGUGGACGUGCCCUCGCAAGGACCUCGACAAGCCCGGCUGGCCGCUCAACUCCAAGGGCCUCACCUCCGGCAUGCAGGAUCCCCAGAACAAGGGCGAGGGCGUCGGCUUCCCCGACGUCGCGUGCGACGGCUACGCCUCCCCGCUCCGCGCCGACGUCCACUUCCCCUCCUGCUACAACCCCCAGGCCGGCCUGACCGACUACAAGAACAACAUGGCCUGGCCGCAGGACAACAAGGGCAAGGCCGAUUGCCCCAAGGGCUGGAUCCACGUCCCCCACCUCUUCUUCGAGGCCUACUGGAACACGCCCGCCUUCUCCGGCCGCUGGGAGCAGGGCAAGGGCCAGCAGCCGUUCGUCCUCGCCAACGGCGACGUCACCGGCUACAGCCUGCACGCCGACUUCAUGUCCGGCUGGGACGAGCCCCUCCUGCAGCACAUCAUCGACACCUGCGACGCCGGCACCACGGGCAUGGAGAACUGCGCCGGCCUCUUUUACGGCCAGAACAAGGACGAGUGCACCAUCCAGUCGCCGGUCGACGAAAAGGUCACCGGUAUCCUCACUGCCCUGCCCGGAAGCAACUCCCUCACCGGUUGGUCCUACGGUGCCGGUGACAAGUCUCCCCAGCCUAGCCAGGGCCAGUCCUCAAGCGCCGCUCCUGCUCCCAGCAGCAGCGCGCCCCCUCAGUCUUCUGCCUCGGCCCCCGCCUCUUCUGUCCGUGCCUCUUCCGCUCCUGCUUCUUCUGCACCGGCCUCCUCCGCCUCGGGUGUCCCCAGCUCUUCUGCCUCGUCUGGUGUAUCCACUAAGCCUGCUUCUCCCUCCCAGUCCGGCUCUCCCGUCCAGUCGAGUGCUUCUUCUCAGACGCAGUCUAGCAAUGGUCCUUCGCCGACCCUCCCCACCGCUCCCGCCAGCUCCGGCGAGUGCAAGCCCGGAACCGUGCACACCGUCUACAAAACCGUCACUGUUACUGGCACCGCCAUCGGCACCGCUACCGCCACUGCCCCUGUCAGCACCAGCACCGGUGGUGCUGGCAACCCAGUCGGUGGCUUCAAGUAUGCCGGCUGCUUCAAGGAUACCGCGAGCCGCGCCCUCAACGGCAAAGUGCGUCCCAACAUUGGCCGCAUGAGCAACGAGAAGUGCGUCGCCGAGUGCAAGAAGCUCGGCUUCUCCGCCGCCGGCACCGAAUACGGCGGCCAGUGCUACUGUGGCAACGAACUCGUGGGCUCGGAGCGCCUCGACAACUCUGCCUGCAACAUUACCUGCGAGGACAAUGCCACGUCCCAGUGUGGCGGCAGUUGGGCUCUGUCCGUCUACAGCGAGACUGGCGAGGUCAACAUGAAGAACGCUCAGCGCCGUCGCCACGCGCAUGAUCAUCUGAAGCGUCACUCUGGCCGCUUCUAA